Molecule: messenger RNA, 3859 nt
Organism: Anopheles funestus (African malaria mosquito)
Lineage: Eukaryota; Metazoa; Arthropoda; Insecta; Diptera; Culicidae
Exons: 3
Coding region: 1387-2031 (214 amino acids)
Source: RefSeq, a predicted model, not a curated record
GCCUGCAAGCAGUGUUAUGGUUGCAUUUUUAUUAAUGUGGCUACUUGGGGACUUCCAGUCGCGAUAUACACCCCAAAACGUCCGCUUGGGUUUGCUCUAGACUAGUAAAAAACUUUCUGUUUGGGUACAGCGAAAAAGGGAAAUUUGAAAAAUUGCAUUAAUUUCAAAAUAUAUUUAGACCCUAGAGGGCGCUAGCUUAUUCUGGCAAGAAAUAUAAAAAUAUAUUUUUGCGAACAGAGGGCGCUAGCUUAUUCUUGCAAUAAUAUCAAAAUAUGUUUUGACCCCAGAGGACGCUAACAGCGGUUCUUGUCGCGGAAUAAUGUGCCAUAAUGCUAUGAAAAUUAUAUGCCAGCAUUGCUUUUCACAGCUUGAUUGGUUUUUGGUCCAAAGCAGGUAGCUAUGAAGAUACACUAUUAAAUUGAACCGCGGAUAUCCACGAUCCGCGUACUAGUCGUCAUCAAGGUACAAUAUAACAUAGCGUACCACGGGCCUUAGCUUUCUUCCUUGAUCGUAAUGUAUUUAACAUUUCAAGCUACUUUUUGAAAGAAAAAAGUUACAAAAAAAAGUUAAUUGAAUUAUCAACCUUCAAAUUUUGUGCUUUUUCCUGCAGGAUAUAAAAGAGACUGUUAAAUAAAAUGCACAAUAUGUACAAUAAAAAAUGGAGUUCAUUUUAAUUAAUUUAUGUUACUUUCUGAUCACAUAUAAACUUUAUCUCUGAUCGUCAAAUAUACUGAAAAUGAAAAUAUCUCCCACAAAGCAAAGCUAACGAUUUAUAUGUUAACAUACAUCUACAUAAAGUUGGUCCCCAAUCUUCUAUAGAUGCGAUUGAUCUGUAUUGUAACGCAAGAAAAUGGCAUCCAAUUCAAAAGAAGAAGAUUAAUGUCAAGCUCAGGUUAGGUGUAACAACAAAGUCGAUUCUUUGCAGUCAGCGAAGCCUGACUUGAUUUAUGCCAAGCUUCCAAGUGCAAUUUAAUAUGACUCCAUAGUACGAUUAUAAAAGUAACUAAUCGUUCUUUUUACCUCUGCAGCCAAAUAAACGAAAAUAUGAAUGUGCGGCUAAGCAAUUCUCUCUGAAAGUAAUAAUCAUCUUUUUUCUUCUUCUUUUGUUCAGUUUUUUCAGGGACAAAUCGUUUGUAGAGAAUAGACUAAACCCAUUGUUUUAUCAACUAUAACUACAUGCUCGUUAUAGCUGUGCUUCGUUUGGUAACUUGGAUAUAAAAGACUUAACAGUUCUGCUGCAUGCAGUAAAGUGUAGAAUAACCAGUCAACGGAUCAGACGUGAGAACAUUGGAAAGCCUCAUAAAUGUAAAACAAAAUUUCAUCUGCAUGUGAACCACGAGUGAACCCGUAUAACAUUAGCCUCGCUUAUUAGGUGCCAAACGUAAAAUGGCAGUUAUAAGUGUCGGAAAAGCGGCUGCUCUGAAUUUCACGAUACUGAUUCUUUACUGUAUUAUUUCUGUAAAAUCCAUCGAUAAUUUUAAAACCCGAUCAUCGAGUGCCGAUAAUGCUGACCGCUGGAAAGCUAAUGAGGUUCCGACUUCUGGAUCUAGCUUGUGGACUCCUGAAUACUAUGAUGGGCCAGAUUCAUACAAAAAAGAUUUCAUAACAUCGAACUAUGAUGACAAAUAUUCGAGCAACAACAGUCCAUUUUAUCCGAAUAAAAUACGUAAUGGUUUCUCUCCAUUCAGCAGUGGAAGCAUUUACUCUUCGGGUGGGUUAUACGAUCGAAGACCUGUGUAUGGUCCGGCACGUCCAAUCGAUUAUGGUGUACAUGAUUACGAAAAUUCGUACGAUGCAUAUGGUUUGAACUAUCCGUACGGAUCCAAGGAUCUAACGAAAUCAGUGUGGAUUCCUUUGGCUGGUGCGGCUUUGUUAGGGAUUGCUGCUGCAUUGGUUGCUAAUCCUGUACUUUUACAUUUAGGAGUAAGUGCCGGAAAACGGAAACGUAGAGACACUACUGCAAUGAACGCACAUCGUUUAGCAUACCGAGCUCAAACGUGGAAAAAUGAUAGUAAUUUAAGUAAAAAUUAACCGAAACGGUUACCUGUGUCUUGCAGAUCCCCUUGUAGUGUUAAGCAGCGUAUGCAAAAUCAACGAGAUGGUGUAAUAAAGAAUUGCAUAAAGUCUAUACUCGAUAUUAUUGCCAAAAGGAUGGGCCUUUUCAUAUUGGUGUGACAAUCCCUUGGAUUUGGAUUGGUACAAAAUUACAUCUGGAUCGUUGCAGUACCAUCUCAUACCCGCUCACAGUAUUGAGAUAGAUGGGCUAACUAAAAAAAGUGUUGUUAACAAAUAUACUAACGAAAACUUGCUACAACGAUACAACAUAUUACUUUUUGCAGUCCUUCUCAAGUAGGACCCUGCGGUCCUAACAAGGACUGACUAAUAGGUCAACCAUUAUCGUCGUUGAACCGUGUAUCUCGUAUUUUCUUAUGCAUAAACGGUAUCACUUUGCCACAGUUAGGACCUACCACGCCUUAGCUGUCGAAGUAGAAGGCUCAAAAACUCUGCUCUGUCGUUCGGUUUCAUUGUAACGAUUGACCCGUCCAUCGGAGCCUGGCUAUUGUAACUCAUCACGUCGGUGAGAACAUCGUACUUUUCCGGUUCCUCAGCAGCUGUUGUCAGUAGUGGCGAGUUUAACGAUAAGCGGGCUAAGCGACCGUGUCAGGCCCCGUGUUCGCAAGUGUAUAAAAUCAGAACUAUUUUCUCAAUGCAAGCAUUUGGCACGGACCCGUUUGCCGUCCCGUUUAGGGCCUAGAGUAGUGUAAAUCCGCCAUUGAUGGUUCCUAACAUCACAAAUGUCGAUUGAUGACUGUUGACCCAAUAAUAUGUAUAUGGUUUUUGCACUUUAAUUGUGCGAUCACCUAUAGGAGAUUGUUUUGUAUUGUUUUGUAAUGUGGAAUGCCGAUUAUCCCGGUGCCAUUUAACCUUUGCUUCAAUGACCAAAAAUACACCCUUUACUUCUAUAACCACCUACACGGGUAGGUAGUGCAAUUUUGAUUGAAUUUUGCAUAUUUUCUUGCUGCUGCUUUUUAAAAUGCUUUUUUAUUGAAUUUAAAAAGAUGUACACAGUUUAUUCCAUCAAACAUUUUUACACUCUAACUUCUAUAACCACCUACCUGGCCAACUCAUGCAUUUUGUACGGGUUUUGGGCUUUUCUGCGUUGAAAAGUAUAAAAAUAUUCGUUUUUAGCUGUUGUAAUUCCGUCAAAUUUUCAAAAAAUUGCCUCUCAUUACUUACAUUGAUUUGAUUACACCAGAACUUCUAUACACAAUGUACGAGGGCUGACAAUAAAGUAAGGUCUCCAACGCUGCAACUUAGCCGGAUCACGCGCUAGGCGAAAUCUGGCAACACCGCCGUGUUCCUUGGUUCCCCCACUACCACUUUGCUGCUGGGUGAGGCUUCCCCGACCGCUCAGUCUUGGCUGAGCAGCCGUCAACGAUGGAGGUACCCCUCGCGUCAGCGUCCAAGUGCGAAUUGCGUUCUAUAAUACGUUUUUUGAGUGCGAAAAAGGUGACACCUAUUGAAAUCAAUCGUCAACUAGUUGAAGUUUACGGGGAAAAGUGUAUGGACAUAAAAAACGUGCGUAAGUGGAGCCGCGAGUUCAAUUCCGCGCGCACUAAUGUUCACGACGAGGAGAGAAGUGGCCGACCGUCGGUCUCGGAUGCGAUUGUUCAAGCAGUGGAGACAGAAAUGCUCAAAAACCGCCCUGAAAAAACAUCUCGGAGGGAAGAAGUUUGAAAGUGACGCGGAGGUUCAGAAAGAGGUCAACACCUGGCUGCGCGAGGCGGACGGAGAGUGGUAUUCUGCCGGCAUAGACAAGUUCAUCGUGCAGAUGCGCAAGGUGUUGGAAAAAAAUGGC